Molecule: messenger RNA, 2525 nt
Organism: Culex pipiens pallens (northern house mosquito)
Lineage: Eukaryota; Metazoa; Arthropoda; Insecta; Diptera; Culicidae
Exons: 3
Coding region: 128-1492 (454 amino acids)
Source: RefSeq, a predicted model, not a curated record
CUAGUCGUGCGAAAGAUUUGGAAGUGGACAUGUCUAUUUAGUUUGCAGAUUGGAGUUCACCGCAAGAGUAAGAUUAUUCGCAAACAAAAGUGGAGUGCGAAGAGUGCCGUGAUCAAUAAUAAACAAGAUGAACCGCGAAACGACCACCGGUUUGAUUACUGGAGCUGCCGCUUUUCACGGCACUCAAGCAUUUUUGUUAAGUUCGCUGACUGCGGUAAAAGUUGGUCCACUGGCAGCCUUGGCCGUCACUGCCGUAGAGAGUGUGGCAACUGUUGGUGUGGCCGCUGGGCUUGCUGUUCCGGUUGCUGUGGGAUUGGCUCCCAUUGCCAUUGCUACUGCUGGUGGCGCAGCUGUUUUUGCAGUAACGGCGCCACGUACAACUGCGAAAAUUGUCACGAAAACAGUCGGCACGCUUUUUAAGCCGAUAGCGUGGGGCGCUAGUGCAGUUGUCAGCGCAUUGACAUCUAAAAACGAUGAACACACUGAUAGAAGGAAAACAAAUGAUGAUGAGUCAAACAAGCUGUAUAAAGCUGAUUCCAAUGACCAAAGUUCUGAAUCCUACGAACGUACAGAAAGCACUUCUAAUGAAGAAAACGGCGAAGGCGAUGGUGACGCAGGGAAUGGCGAUGAGUCUGACGAGGGUUCCAAGAGUGACUCCGACUCCGAUACCAGUUCUGAAUCCACCGAAAGUUCAUCAAGCUCAGAAGAUGAGGAAGAGAAACAUAAGCAAAAACCUAAAACCAAAGGUUCAAAGCAGAAAUCUAAAAACAAACAACCCUCCACAGUUGAUCACUAUACUGAUUCAAUUUCGUCGGAAUCGACCAAAACCUACUUACCGAAAUCUGGAAUGUCUGAACUAAGUUUGAAGCGAACUUCGCAAAACAUUAAAAACACAGUGAACGGAAGCUAUCAUUUGGUUCGUCGUUUGACACGAUUUCUUCGCGUUGGAGGAAUAGUAACAUACAUUGUAGGUAAUUUUAACAUCCCAAAAACGAACAUUUUCCAGUCUGGUCGCUCAGAAACUAAAGACCGGGUAUGCAAAGAUAUUCCAGACCAUCACGCUGCCCACGUUGUUCAAUUACAAGUGGUUCCGUCUGUGCUAGAGUGUAAUCCUUUAAUAUACAAAAUCUUGCGUAAAUGUUUGGGCCAUACGCACUUUGUGCACAAAAUUUUCAACCUUUGUAUUGGCAAACGAAUUGACACGCUACAAGGCAAAUUACUACAAGCUCUUCUUUCCAUUGACUGGCAUAACGAAACGGCAGAUAAUAUAUCAUCUGCUGCGGUAACAGUAUUGCAAAUGAUUAGAGAUUUAUGGAUUGAAUUAAUAACUCAAGAAAUGAGUAACUUAAAUUAUACCACAGAUCAAAGACGCGAGUUGAGUAUUGCCUGCCAAUUUAUUUCAAAUAUGACCAUAACGGAACUGUUUGAAAAGGUUAUAGCAGGAUUGGAUUAUAUGAUUGAUCAAAUGAGAAAACAAAAUAAGCAAAUGUAGAAAACCUGAAUUCGUCCGAGACGGUUGGCUUAGCAGUCACCUAAAACGAUUGUUUUAUUCAUUUCGGAGAUUCUAAGCGCCUGGACAACAGCAACAGCACAACGCAGGGAAUUCGAAGUCAGUCUCUAUUAUUGGAUUUUUAUGAAUAAAUAUCAUAUUUCCUUAAGCAAGUAUUAGCCGAGUGCAUGGAUACUAAACAUGUUUUAAAUCGAAAAUGGACGAAAAAUUAUUGUUGCAAAUUUCAUAAGUCAUAUUUUAAAUGAGAAUAAUUAAGAAAAAGAAAUAUAAAACGUUUUACCGUUGAAAUUGCAUUUAAAGGUACCAAUCAAAUCCGUGUGUUUUCAAUUCAGAAUGUCUAAACACUUUCUCAAGCAUUUUUAUGGAUAAAAAAAAAACAAUUUUUUUAUUGAUUUUAAGCCUUGUACAAAGUUACUUCUUCCCGAGCAGACGGAAAUAACUUGGCAAUAACAUUUUCUGAUAUUUGGAAAUACUAGGCCAAUAACAUUGUAUGUUAUUUAUAACAAGAUUUUUAUUCGUCGUUAUGAAUUCAAAUCUUUGUUAUUAUUUUUGGUUAUUUCAACAACUUAUCCGAUCAUCCCAAUAACAGUUGAAGGUAUUCUUCCAUAACAAAAAAUGUUAUUCCUAAGUUGUUUUGGCUUUCAACCAAUAUCAGACUAAUAACAAAUUGUGUUAUUAUAACAAAAACUGUUAUUAAACCCUUAUGCAAAAAUGGAUUUUUCAAGAAGAAUCCAUUACAUUUUCUGUUACUUUAACAGUAUUUGUUAUUGAAAUGGCAUGAAUUUUGUUAUUACCGUCUGCCCGAGUUGUCUAACUUUGCACAUUUUGAUGAGUAAAUGAGACAUAAAACACAUUUUUUUCGCAAGUUUCCUGAACAGUUAUUAAAAAGUUUCCAAUUAAUAAUAAAGGAAUAUAAAACAAACAUUUCGCAUUGGAAAGCUGAAAGUAGCCACGCCGUGUCACGAAUAUCACCACAAAAAUUAAUUAAGGAGCUAUUACACUACGGCAAACAAAC